Molecule: messenger RNA, 1519 nt
Organism: Neltuma alba
Lineage: Eukaryota; Viridiplantae; Streptophyta; Magnoliopsida; Fabales; Fabaceae
Product: pentatricopeptide repeat-containing protein At1g62670, mitochondrial-like
Exons: 2
Coding region: 121-1065 (314 amino acids)
Molecular function (GO): mRNA binding; protein binding
Source: RefSeq, a predicted model, not a curated record
CGCUUGUGAUCUUCAGGCGCAUGGUUCUUCACAGUCUGAUUCUCCCCUUCCUCCUCAGCAGAUCUCAAUUUUUGAUGAUGAACAUGCUUUUCUGUAAAACUACAAGGGAAGAUUCUCAAGAUGGGCUGUCAGCCAGAUAUAAUAACUUUAACUACUCUGUUGAAAGGUCAAUGCAUUAAUACUAACGUUAGAGAAGCCCUUGUCUUUCAUAAUGACAUAUUGACAAAAGGAUUUCAGUUAGAUGAGGUAAGCUAUGGCACCCUGAUUGACGGCUUCUGUAAAAUUGGAAAAACGUCUGCUGCUCUUGAAUUGCUUCGAAAGAUGGAGACAGGGUUAGUUAAGCCUGGUUUAGUUAUAUACAACACAGUAAUCGAUGGUCUUUGUAAAGAAGGGCUUGCAAUUGAGGCAAAAAAAUUAUAUCAUGAAAUGACUGAGAGGGGAAUAUCUCGGGAUAUUAUUACCUAUAACUCUCUAAUAUAUGGUUUCUGUUGCAUGGAUCAAUGGCAAGAAGCCACGUGGUUGCUAAAUAAAAUGGGGCUGGAAGGCAUCACUCCUUGUAUUUAUACCUUUAAUAUAUUGGUAGAUGCAUUUUGUAAAAAAGGGUGUAUAACCAAAGCUGAGGCAAUAGUUGGUAGGAUGAUGAAAAGUAGCAUAAAGCCUGAUGUUAUUAGUUACAGUGCUUUGAUGGAUGGGUACUGUAUGAUGAAUAAUGUUGAUGAGUCGAAGAAGGUUCUUCAUAGAAUGAAAAGUGAUGUGUUGCCUGAUGUUUUCAGUUACAAUAUCUUGAUUAAUGGGUUAUGUAAAAUGAAAAGGAUUGGUGAAGCCAUGGAUCUCUUUCAAGAAAUGCAAUGCAAAGGUUUGUUUCCUGAUAUUGUGACAUAUAAUACUCUUAUUGAUGGCCUGUUCAAAUCAGGAAAGAUCUCAAACGUGCAGGAACUUAUUUAUGAUAUGCAUGAUAGUGGUCAUCUGCCAGAUAUAGUAACCUACAAUGUCUUGUUGAUGGAUUGUGCAAGAGCCAGCAUCUUGAUGAAGCAAUUAUGCUAUUCGAAGAAAUGGGUGUCCUAGGAAAACAACCUGAUAUUUACACACACACCAUUCUUAUUGGUGGUUUGUGCAAGGAUGGUAAAUUAAAUACUGCUCAACAAGUUUUUCAGUAUCUUUUGGCUAAUGGUCAUUCUCUAAAUGUCCAAGAAUAUACUGCUAUGAUUAAUGGACUGUGUAAAGAGGGCUUGUUUGAUGAGGGACGGGCAUUACUUUUUCAAAUGAUUGACAAUGGGUGCCUCCCAAAUUUUGGAACUUUUAAAACAAUGAUCGGAACUCUUUUGGAGAAAGGUGAGAUUGAUAAGGCGGAGAAUAUUCUUCAUGAAAUAGUUGCUAGAGGUCUUCAAAGACGAUAAAAGAAAGCCAGAUACUUGUUUUCAUGUUGAAAUUUGUUGAAAUAUUUAACCAAUGCAAUGUCUGAUGGCAGCUGAAAUUUAAAGGCAAUUAAAGUUGUUUUCACUUUUUUAUUUCAGUAUCA